GAUUAUUCAAUUUAUAGAAUAAUUAUAUGUUUACGAGAUGAAAACUGAAUAUGAUUGAAACAUUUUUUUACUUUAAAUAAAUUAUGGAGUAGAGUUGAAAAUGCUUUAAGAGCAUAAACUUCUAGUGUUAUUUUUUUUAUAGAUGUCAUGUGCUAUAAUUCUUUAUAGUUGUCUAGUGUUAAAUAUAUAAUUAUAUAUUAAACUCAUAUAUUAAAAUUUUCUCCUUUUUAAAUGCAACAUAUGAUGUCAAAAGAAAAAAAACGUAAUUUUAUAGUAUUAAUUUCUCAAGCGGUCAAGUCAAACUACAACUUGAUAUAGAAAAGUCAACUUAAAGAAUUAACACAACAUAUUAAAUACUUGAACUUAUUUCGAGUAAAACGUAAUUAGCAUUAGCAGACACCUCCAUGUCAUUGAAAUAAUACUCUAGAAAACAUGAAUAUGCCAAUUUGAUUAACAGUUAAUGGUUUACUUCACGUCAAGUUAAAAAAGAAGGUCAGAGGUCAUGUGAGAUUAUUUCUGAUUAUCAUCGAUUAGAUUGAUGACGAACCGCGUUUUUAUAUUAAAAACAAAAAGACGCGUAGAAGCUUGAAUAAAACAAAAAAAAAACAUAAGAAAAAAAAAACAAGUGAAAUUGUUAUGGUGUUUGAGUGAAGAAAGCUCUUACAGAUAGAUCUGAGGUUUAAAGGAGAUCUGAAGAAGCUUUAGAUGUUUGAGUAAUUUAGGGUUUAAGCUGUGUGUGUUUGAUCUGGAAAGAUUGCCGCUUCGUCACGUUUAGUGUUGUUAGGGUUGGUGAAAGUUUGGUGCUUUCAGGAGACUGUCUUACUCAAAACUCUGCAUUUUUUAGGUUUGAAAGUGAUCCCAAUCAUCUCUCCGACCAAAGUUUGAGAAUUUGAGGUUUUUUGAUGGAUCCAGAAGCUUGUCGGUGAUAGAUUUGUAGCUUGUCUGAAAUUUUUAGAUGGCAACAACGCCGGCUCAGCCUCCUGUUUCAACUUUCCCACCGCCUCCACCGGUUGUUUCUCCGCCGUUAGGCAGUUCUCUUCCGACUAACAAUGCUACUUCACCUCCACCGUCUCAGUCUCCUCCUCCGGCCACACCACCACCGGUGACAUCACCACCGCCACCAAAUGAUGCUCCUCCUCCUCUGCCUAAACCACCUGAGACCUCUCUCCCACCGCCACAGCCAGUGAUCCCUUCACCUCCUCCUUCAACUUCACCGCCGCCACCGUCCGUGCAGCCACCACAAGCGUCUCCUCCACCACCAUUGCCUUCUUCUCCUCCACCUCCUUCAUCUGUUCCUCCUCCACGCCCUUCUCCUUCCCCACCAAUCUCACAACGCUCUCCUCCACCGUCUUCAGGGCGUCCCUCUCAGUCUCCUCCUCCUUCACCGCCUCCAAAGCGUCCCAUUCAGUCUCCUCCACCUCCUCCUCCUUCUCCAUCAGGUCGUCCCGUUCAGUCUCCUCCUCCACCAUCAGAGGAUACUACUCCACCGCCUUCAGAUACUCUACCACCACCAACAUUCUCUCCUCCUCCUCCUGUUCAAGAUUCUCCUUCCGAGAUACUUGUACCACCAGGCUCUAACAAUACACCUCAAAACAACCUUCCUCCUAGUGCUCCUGAUACCUCAAAUUCUACUCAUAGUAGUAGCAUCGGUACUGGACCUAUCGUUGGCAUCAGUGUCGCAGUAGCCCUCAUAGUUUUCAGUCUUAUUGGACUCAUUGUCUGGUGCGUGAGAAGACGAGAGAAACGCCUCUCAGCUGUUAGUGGUGGCUAUGUCACACCAUCACCAAUGAGCUCCUCCUCCUCAAGACCAGAUGCAGCUUUCUUUAGGACACAGUCAUCUGCACCUAUAGUAUCCGGAAAGCGUUCAGGGAGUUACUUCUCACAAUCGCAAUCCGGCGGCUUAGGCAAUUCAAGACCACUGUUUUCAUACCAAGAACUUGUGAAGGCAACGAAUGGCUUCUCACAAGAGAAUCUAUUGGGUGAAGGUGGGUUUGGUUGUGUAUACAAAGGGGUGCUACCAGAUGGGAGAGUAGUUGCUGUGAAGCAGCUUAAGAUUGGUGGCGGGCAAGGUGACAGAGAGUUCAAAGCUGAAGUCGAGACGCUUAGCAGAAUCCAUCACAGGCACUUGGUUUCGAUCGUGGGACAUUGCAUCUCUGAUGACCGUAGAUUGCUCAUUUAUGAUUAUGUCUCUAACAACGACCUUUACUUCCACCUUCAUGCAUCUAAAGAAGUUCUUGACUGGGCAACGCGUGUUAGAAUCGCUGCUGGUGCUGCUCGUGGACUAGCUUACCUCCAUGAAGAUUGUCAUCCUCGGAUCAUCCACAGGGACAUUAAGUCUUCUAACAUUCUUUUAGAGGACAACUUUGAUGCUCGGGUUUCUGACUUUGGUCUUGCAAGAUUAGCUCUUGAUUGUAACACUCAUAUCACCACAAGGGUCAUGGGAACGUUUGGCUACUUGGCACCUGAGUAUGCAUCAAGCGGGAAACUAACAGAGAAGUCUGAUGUAUACUCCUUUGGAGUUGUUCUUCUCGAGUUAAUCACUGGACGUAAACCAGUGGAUACAUCCCAACCACUAGGAGAGGAGAGCCUUGUUGAAUGGGCACGGCCUCUGAUAAGCCAUGCCGUAGAAACCGAGGAGUUUGAUUCGUUAGAAGACCCCAAGCUUGGAGGAAACUAUGUGGGUUCCGAGAUGUUUAGAAUGAUUGAAGCUGCAGGAGCAUGCGUGCGCCACUCAGCUGCCAAGAGACCUCGGAUGGGACAAGUUGUGAGGGCUCUUGAGAGUUUAUCUGCGGAAGACCUGACCAAUGGGAUGAGACUAGGGGAAAGCGAAGUCUUUGACUCAGCUCAACAGUCAGCAGAGAUCAGAUUGUUCAGGAGAAUGGCGUUUGGUAGCCAAAAUUAUAGUACAGAUUUUUUCACACAUAGUAGUCACAACAGCAGAGACCAAAACGUGUAAAUAUCCAUACACAAGGUUGUUUUUUUGAUCUCUCGGUGUUAAAAGGCAACAAAACCCUUCAAGACCAUCCAAGUUUUGUCUGAAAAUCUCCCAUCUUUUUGCACCUCAAGCCCACAAAUCUCAAUGCAGAACCUUCUUGAGUACCCAAAACAAAAUAGAGGAUUUUCAGAGGAGCAUGUGGUAGGAAGAUUAGAGCAAGAGAGGUUUUUGUUUCUUACAUGAAAGUACUUUUUUGUAUCUAUUUCUUAAUCUUACAAGUUUGCACAUUCUGUGACAUUACCUCCUCGUCAUGUUGUCUCAUUCUUAUACCUAUGAUAAAUCAACACGGAUCUUUUCUUUGUCUC
Molecule: messenger RNA, 3300 nt
Organism: Brassica napus (rape)
Lineage: Eukaryota; Viridiplantae; Streptophyta; Magnoliopsida; Brassicales; Brassicaceae
Product: proline-rich receptor-like protein kinase PERK9
Exons: 10
Coding region: 956-2956 (666 amino acids)
Biological process (GO): protein phosphorylation
Molecular function (GO): ATP binding; protein kinase activity
Source: RefSeq, a predicted model, not a curated record